Spirometra erinaceieuropaei is the source of this 357-nucleotide messenger RNA. The record is from the annotation of a GenBank genome assembly. NCBI's taxonomy places the organism in Eukaryota, Metazoa, Platyhelminthes, Cestoda, Diphyllobothriidea, Diphyllobothriidae.
AUGGCCGCCAUUUUCCUUGCCACAACCUCCGCAGUGACGACGGCAACCAUCACUCCCGUCACAAAUCGAAACCUCCUCGUCGGCCCGUCAGCCGCCACCACCACCACCACCACCACCACCACCACCACCACCACCACCACCACCACCACCACCACCACCACCACCACCACCACCUCCUGCGAUGCGGACUCGAUCCUAACCUGUCCUCGUUGCAAUUGCACAUUUACCUCACGCAUUUGCCCGAUAGGUCACUUGCGAAUCCAUCACACUGCGACCAACGCCCCAGCGUCAGGAGCUGCAGCACACACCAGGCCGCAUCCGACUUUACUGCUCACACUGUCCAAGCACAUUCAUUAA